AUGAAUGGUGCUAUGCAUGGAUACUUUAAAGCUAACAGGGGCCUUAGACAAGGAGACCCAAUGUCUCCUCUGUUAUUUGUUCUGGGCAUGGAGUACUUGACCCGUCUUAUGAGGAAAGUAGGGAAGAAAGAAGAUUUUAUCUAUCAUGACAGAUGUGCCACUCUUGAACUAAAUCAUCCAUGUUUUGCUGAUGAUGUUUUGUUAUUCUGCCAUGGAGAUUUUAAGUCUAUUUACCUCUUACUGCAAGGACUUAAGCUUUUUUCUCAAUCAUCAGGAUUGUACCUUGGUAUACGAAUUUGUUCAACAAAAAUAUCAGCUUUAGAGUGUGAUCUAUUGUUGGAUAAAAUGAUUAUGCUUCUGCCUAAGAGAAUCCUUCAGAAAGUAAACUCCAUUUGUAGAGCCUAUUUGUGGAAAGGUGCAUCUGAUUAUCAUGGCCUGGGUUAUGUGGCUUGGGAAUCACUUUGUAAACUAAAAAAAGAGGGAGGCUUGGGAUUUCAGAAUGUGAUAGAAUGGAAUAUUGAAGCAAUAGGGAAAUACGUAUGGGUUGUUGCAGCAAAGAAAGAUAAUCUCUGGAUUAAAUGGGUUCAUCAUGUAUAUUUGGGAGUAGCUGAUUGGUGGAGCUUUGAAGUUCCAUUGUCGAGUAGCUGGUACUGGAAGCAAAUUGUGGCUGUUAAAAACAUGUUUAAACGGUGCAUAGAUACUCAAAAGUUCUCAACUGAGAUGUAUCAGAUAAAGUUGCAAACUCGAGAGAGAUUGAAGAGACUCAAGAUUUGUAAAGAAGCAGAUUGUGUGGUCUCUGGAGCUGAUAUUGAAACUAUACAGCAUAUAUACUUUGAUUGUUUGUAUAGUAGUAGGGUGUUACAAGAACUUAAGACAUUGUUACACUGGAAUACUUCAGCUACUUCUUUAAAAGGUUUAAUAAGAAGUCUCAGCCGUAGCAGUCAUAUUCGAUUCAAGAAGAGAGUAUUUGCAGUCACAAUCGCUGCUAUGGUGUAUCAGAUCUGA
Humulus lupulus (European hop) is the source of this 1005-nucleotide messenger RNA. RefSeq lists its product as uncharacterized. The transcript has 4 exons. NCBI's taxonomy places the organism in Eukaryota, Viridiplantae, Streptophyta, Magnoliopsida, Rosales, Cannabaceae. Bases 1 to 1005 code for a protein of 334 amino acids. The record is from RefSeq and is a predicted model, not a curated record.